GUGAGUCUUGUGCGGUGGCGGUUUCCGUCUGAGCUGACCAUCUAUUCCCUCAGCGAGUCCCAAAGCGCCGACGGCACGGAGGGUCCUCAGACCAAAGGCGGUGGGCUCCCCGGGCCAGAUCCCGCCUCGCCAGUGCUGCCAGAGCCCCUGGCCCACGCUCCCGACCGCAGCACUGUCGUCAUCCCGGGGCGCGGCGACAUGCCGGAGCUGGUGGUGACUGCUCUGCUGGCGCCGUCGCGCCUCACGCUGAAGCUGCUGCGUGCCUUCAUGUGGAGUUUAGUGUACUCGGCAGCUUUGGUGGCCGGGGCAAUCUAUGGCUGCAUCUCGCUCACGCACGUGCUGUGCCGGCCCAGACGUGGCUGUUGUGGGCGCCCCAGGCGAGCGGCUCCGGCUUGCCUGAAGGACCCCACACUGGGCAAGCAUGACUUCCUGAGCCUCAGGAGCUCUGGUCUGCGCCUGCACUAUGUCUCCGCUGGCCACGGCAAGGGGCCUCUCAUGCUGUUUCUGCAUGGCUUCCCGGAGAACUGGUUCUCCUGGCGCCACCAGCUCAGGGAGUUCCAGAACCACUUCCAUGUCGUGGCUGCGGACCUGCGUGGUUACGGCCCUUCUGAUGCACCAAGAGAUGUGGACUGUUACACCAUCGACCUGCUGAUGGCUGACAUCCAGGAUGUUAUCCUGGGCCUGGGUUACUCCAAGUGCAUCCUUGUGAGCCAUGACUGGGGUGCUCUCCUUGCCUGGAAUUUCUCCAUCUACUUCCCAUCCCUGGUAGAGCGGAUGGUUGUGGUCAGCGCUGCCCCCAUGUCAGUGUACCAAGACUACUCAAUACGCCACAUUGGCCAGUUCUUCCGAUCGAACUACAUGUUCCUGUUCCAGCUUCCUUGGCUGCCAGAGAAAUUGCUGUCCAUGUCUGACUUCCAGAUCCUGAAGACUACCCUCACCCACUACAAGACAGGCAUCCCACACUUGACCCCCAGUGAACUUGAGGCCUUCCUUUAUAACUUCUCUCAGCCUGGUGGUCUCACAGGGCCCAUCAAUUACUACCGAAACCUCUUCAGGAACUUCCCUCUGGAGCCCCAGGAGCUGGCCACACCCACACUGCUGCUGUGGGGGGAGAAGGACCCCUACAUGGAGGUGGGGCUGGUGGGAGCCAUUAGUAGACGCUUUGUGCCAGGCCGACUGGAGGCCCACAUCCUGCCAGAUGCGGGGCACUGGAUCCCCCAGAGCCACCCCCAGGAGAUGCACCAAUACAUGUGGGCUUUUUUGCAAGACCUGCUGGACUAGUGACCCUUGCUCGCCUGCCUGCCCAGGUACACAAGCACACAGAAACUCAGGAACACAUCAUCUGUGUGUGCCUGGGAGUCUGUGUACAUACAUGGUGAACUCCUGGAUCAGCCCUGAGUGUAAGUCUUCUGGAUGGCACACAAAUGCAUGUGUGGAUUCCCUGAGGCACACCAGUCCAGGCAUGGGUGUGUGCAUGCAUGUGUUGCAAACAUAUGGACCCUGGGAACUCUCCUUCAUGUAGCUAGGUUCUAGAAUUUAGUUUCUGACCCUCCUUACCAAAGGUGCUGUGUAGACUAUAAACUGAUAUUUCUGUC
Messenger RNA from Marmota flaviventris (yellow-bellied marmot), 1595 nucleotides. It is a transcript of the gene Ephx3, whose product is annotated as epoxide hydrolase 3. Lineage: Eukaryota; Metazoa; Chordata; Mammalia; Rodentia; Sciuridae. Gene Ontology annotation, molecular function: catalytic activity. The record is from RefSeq and is a predicted model, not a curated record.